Aquila chrysaetos chrysaetos is the source of this 1541-nucleotide messenger RNA. RefSeq lists its product as uncharacterized. Bases 368 to 1435 code for a protein of 355 amino acids. NCBI's taxonomy places the organism in Eukaryota, Metazoa, Chordata, Aves, Accipitriformes, Accipitridae. The transcript has 5 exons. The record is from RefSeq and is a predicted model, not a curated record.
GCAGCCCGCAGGUCAUGCCUGGCUGUCACCGGUCCCCCCCCAGCCCCUGGGGACACCCAGCAACUGCUGCUGAAGCUGUGACAGCCAUUCAGCUGCUCUUGCAGGUGCAUUUGGUGCUCCACGCAGCCAGCGAGGGUCUGUGCGGAGGCUCAGAGCAAAGCGUCCCGCCGUUCUCGGCCGCCGGCGCUGGGGACACUGGAGCCAGGACUCUGCACAGCACGUCGGAUGCCGCCGUGGGAGGACAAAGCGAUUAUCAACGCCGCCGAGACCAGAACAUGUGUUUUUUCCUACUGCAUUAAACAUUUUGAAUGUAUGCUAAAAAUGUUAAUACGUUAUUGAAGGGACUGGAAUUUUUCCUUCAGGUGCGAUGCCUUUAGGCCAUUUGUGCUUCACACACGAUUGCAGCUUUGCCCUGGAGUCAGAGCUGCAGCAAGGCUGGGGCAAGAAGGACAUCUGUCCUCCAAGGAAGACCCUGAAUGGGUGCAAACACGCCAGGACCCCAGCGGCUGCUGUGGGCACCUGGGAAAGCAGCCAGGAGAUGUGCAGCGAGCAGGAGGUGACAGCAGCAACGGGAAGGAACCCCAGAAGGAGGCGGAGAGGGCACCGAAGAGGGCCAGGAAUAAAACCUCUGGAAAUAGAAAGGGACGGUGGAGGAAAGGUGCUGGAUUUUGCCCCCUCUCUGGCGGCAUACCAGCGUGAUUUCGCUGAUGGCCUGACCCUCACCAAAGCUGCACAGACCCAGUGCCGCAGUCCAAAGCAGCAAGGAGGUUCUCCGGGAGGUCGGGGAUGUCCCCAGGCAGCGUCUCGGGGGACAGAGUGCGUUCAGGGUGUCAGAGCUGAUGAAAAAAAUUCCACGUGCAAGGAGAUAGAUCCAUAUGGCUUAGCAGAAAGGAAGGAUUUUGGCGGGGAUCACUGGGCUGAGCCGAUCGUUCUGGAACCACGCUGUGUGCCGCAGAGCUCAUCGACUUGGCUGGGAGUCACAGGUUUGGAGAAGGGCCCCGGCACCCCGACACCCAGCAAAAGCAGAGCAUCCCGUGCUCAGCCUCAGCACCAGCGCUGCCCUUGCACCCCCGGAUGGGGGCUGCUGCAGGGAUGUCCCCCGGCGGGACUGCUGCGUGUGCGAGGGUGCCUUGAAACGUGCGUCGAGCCGCUGCGACUGUGGCAGAUGAUCAGCUCUAAGUACCCGCUGUGGCGUUCCUGCGUGAAGGAUGUGACAGCAGCCAGUGCCAGGAGGGACCUUCCCAAGGCAGCGAGCGUUGAAGGGAUGGGCACGGCACGGGGACCUGGAAUUCACCAUCGUCCUGGGCAGAGCUGCCACCGUUAUCGGCAGCUAAAGUUACCGGAGGGCUCCAAGGCUGUGAAUGUGAGGGAGGCACGGUCAAGGAGAAAUUUUAUUCACUGUGUUAUGUUUUGUCUGUUUGCACGGGAAGGGUAGCUAUCUCUGUUUCUUCCCUCUCUUGUCGUCACAUAACAUGAUACAGAGUCAGAAUGGAUUUUUUUGUGUACCACGUGCAUUAAAAAAAAAAUAUUCUUUCCCAGUA